AUGGCAACACAAACGAAGUUUCCGGAAGAAAUAACCUAUGAAAUCCUGUACAAUCUGCGAGUUAAAUCCCUUUCAAGAUUCAAGUGUGUUUCGAAACGAUGGCGUUCCAUAAUCUCCAGCAAGGAAUUCAUCAAACGCCACCUCGAGAAAUCGAAUACGGAUCCGGAUAUUACCCGUCACAGGAUCCUCUUACGAUUGCACCACAGAUGCUUACAGCAAAACACUGUAUUGCUACACUCUCUUCGGCCUCUACUGUACGGACCCAACGCUACUUUCGAUAAUCUUCCGCAGCAAACAAAUCUCCUCACUCGCGUAUGGGGAUCGUGCAACGGGCUAACACUCAUGUUCGUUAAUAAUGCACGUUUAGUUUUGUUGAACCUAUCAAGUAGAAAAUUAAAGAUAGUUCCUCCUUUUCCGGAAGAAGGAGGAGAAUAUGCGCCGCGGCAUGAUACGGAUCGUUUUAUAUACGGGUUGGGGUACGAUGAGUCGGCCGACGAUUACAAGGUUGUCUGUAUCUACACUCUCUCUAAUUCGAAACCCCACCGUACGCAGAUGUACAGUUCCAAGACUGAUUCUUGGAAGAAAAUUGAAGAUUUCGAUAAGGGUAUUGUCCCUGUGGAGGAUUCAGGCAAGUUUGUGAACGGAAAACUGCAUUGGCUAGCGAAGGACGAAAAUGGUGGCCGUGAUCACGAGAUUGUUGCUCUUGAUUUGGUGGAGGGGAAAUAUGAAAUUAUGGCUCGGCCGGAAAACUUUUCGAAUAGUGUUCCGUAUCAACCGAUUUUGGGAGAUUUGGGAGGCUAUCUUAGUUUGAUUGGUCAUGUCUUUGUAAGUGAUACAGCUGGCAAUAUGUUGGAUACGAGUGUUUGGGUUAUGAAAGAGUAUGGUGUGAGAGAAUCUUGGACUAAGAUAUGGACACUUUCGGAUUUUCAUGAUCCGAAGAACUGUACUAGAGGUGCAUUGCCGUUGUGUUUUAGAGAUAAUGGUGAUAUUGCAGUGGCUUUUGGAUCGAGUAUAGUUGUUUAUAAUGGAAAAAAUAAGUUGCGUGAGAUUCGAGGUGCAAUAGUUAAUGAUAUAAUCGAGUCCCUUGUUUAUGUUGAAAGCUUAGUUUCGCCGUUUGGCGACGAAGAACUUGGUCAUUAA
Molecule: messenger RNA, 1140 nt
Organism: Erythranthe guttata (spotted monkey flower)
Lineage: Eukaryota; Viridiplantae; Streptophyta; Magnoliopsida; Lamiales; Phrymaceae
Product: F-box/kelch-repeat protein At3g23880
Molecular function (GO): protein binding
Source: RefSeq, a predicted model, not a curated record